Penicillium taxi is the source of this 711-nucleotide messenger RNA. Its product is annotated as presequence translocated-associated motor subunit PAM17. Lineage: Eukaryota; Fungi; Ascomycota; Eurotiomycetes; Eurotiales; Aspergillaceae. Bases 1 to 711 code for a protein of 236 amino acids. The record is from RefSeq and is a predicted model, not a curated record. Gene Ontology annotation, biological process: protein import into mitochondrial matrix. Gene Ontology annotation, cellular component: PAM complex, Tim23 associated import motor. The transcript is spliced from 2 exons.
AUGCACACCACUCCACUCACAAUGUCAGCUCGUUCCAUGCUAGGUGGUCAUAUGGGCUCAAUUGCCAUCCGCUCAAUUGCCAGCCGUGUCCCGAGCAUUGCUCCUCAGCAACCUUGCUACUUCUCAACCACGUCCGCGACCACAGCAAGCAAGCUUACUGUCCGCCCUCACGUCCGUGCUUCACCUUCUUUUCUCACUCACUCUGUUGGUCUGCGAACACAGUCGACUGCGGCUCCAACCAACGAAGAUGUUAAGCUCGACUGGAACUCGUUUUUCAAGCUCCGCACGUCCCGUCGUCGGUACUCUCUAGCCUCCUCGAUCAUUGGCACUGUCGGUGGUGUCAGUGCGGGUGUCCCUGUUCUUACAACUCUGGAUCUUGAGUCUCUGAGUAGCUCGGUUAUGGGUUUAGAUCCUUUCCUCGUCCUGGGUCUAGCAACCGCUGCCUGUGGUGCUGUGGGUUGGUUGAUUGGUCCUAUUGUCGGCAACGGUGUCUGGGGUCUUGUAAACCGAAAGUUCUUGCCCUCUGUUGCGGUGAAAGAAAAGGAAUUCUUCGAUCGCAUUCGGCGAUUCCGGGUCGACCCCUCUACAGCCUCUCUCUCAAACCCUAUCCCGGAUUACUACGGUGAGAAGAUUGGCAGUGUGGGUGAUUACCGACGCUGGCUAAAGGACCAGCGUGCAUAUAACCGCAAGCGCCGCAACUAUGCUCUCUAA